AUGGCACGAAAAGGAAAUCCGAUUUCGGUAAGACUUGAUCUGAAUCGUAGUUCAGAUUCAAGUUGGUUUAAUGAUUAUUAUUAUGGUAAAUUAGUAUAUCAAGAUCUCAAUCUGAGAUCUUAUGUUGGUUCAAUACGUCCACCUACGAGACUUACCUUUGGCUCUCGGCCCGGUAGGUGUAUUAUUAUACAUUGUCAAAAACGAACGUUCAUUAAUUUCUUUCUUAAAUUUUUUUUUAUCCUAUUAAUUUCUUGUUUAGUUCUUGCUGUUGUCUCUUGCCUGAGUUUACUUCUUGGAUUUGGAUGGAGUUUUUCAUUUAUUCUUUCUAAAAUCGCCUUCAUGAUACUAGGCUCGGGGCUCCAUGUAGUAUUUAGGCGCUUGGGAUGGGCUUUCCCUGCCUUGCUUACAUCGUGCUCCAUGUAUAUGGUCGGAGCAUCCGGGGAUGCCCCCUUCGACUUGAAUAAUCCACCGGAGACGGAUGCUGCUGCUUCCGGGGAUGCGCCUUUCGACUUGAAUAAUCCACCGGCACCGGAUGCUGCUGCUUCCGGGGAAAGAAAUCUCCCGUGGAGGACCUGGUCCGCCAGCCAGAUCAAGUUCGAAAGGGCGGGGGAGCUGACCAAAAAGGCGGAGGAGCUGACCCAAAAGGCGGAGGAGCUGACCCAAAGGCACAAAUCCUCCAAAACUACAGCUCCCGGAAGCAGCGGGAGAAAGGGAAUCGCCUUUCUCGGUUAUGUAUUUUAG
Messenger RNA from Beta vulgaris subsp. vulgaris (sugar beet), 741 nucleotides. The record is from the annotation of a RefSeq genome assembly. Lineage: Eukaryota; Viridiplantae; Streptophyta; Magnoliopsida; Caryophyllales; Amaranthaceae.